AUGUUGAAUAUCUGUUUGGUGUGUUUAAUAAUUAUAAUCGAAAUAAACAGAGUCACGCCGAAAAAGCACCAUAAAGACCACCACCACGACGACCAUCAUCAUCAAGAUUAUUUCUGGGACGAUUAUCCGAGCUACUCAAGAGAAGAAUACAGGCAACAGCCAGUAAGAGGUAGUUAUAGACAACAAUUACCAACAAGAAAUGGCUAUAGACAACAAUUUCAAAUGGGAAAUGGUUACAGACAACAAUUCCCAACAGGAAACUAUUACACACAACAAUUUCCAACAGAUGAUGAGGGUAUUUGUGGAUUAACACCUGUAGUCAAUAAGCUGAUAGUGAACGGACAAGACCUUGAAGAAGGCACGUUUCCAUGGUUAGCAGCUAUAUUUUCGGUGAAAACCGACGGACCUAGCUUCAUCUGCGGAGGGACGUUGAUCACUUUAAAGCACAUAGUAACAGCGGCUCAUUGCGUUAGAUACAGCAACAAGCAAACGGCCAAUCCGAAGGACCUGCUGGUGGUGCUGGGAAAAUGCGACCUGUCCGGCAUGGGGGCGGCAGACAUGCUGAAAGUUGCCAGCAUUCAACCACACAACGACUACAAAUUUCUAUCAGCCGACGGGGACAUAGCCGUGAUAGAACUACAGAACGACUUGGUGUUGAACAAAUCGAUCAAACCGGCGUGUUUGUGGUCCGGCGACGACAGCAUCGAAGCUGUAGUCGGAGAGGUAGGAGUGGUGGCGGGUUGGGGCAAGACCGAGAAAGGGGUGCUGUCUUUGAGCCAACCGAAAUUCGCGAAAAUGCCGAUAGUGUCGCAGGAGCAGUGCCUGAGGAGCCAUCCGCAAUUCGCGGCGGUCACCUCGAGCAGGACGCUGUGCGCGGGAAACAACGACGGAUCGGGACCCUGCAACGGGGACAGCGGCGGCGGAUUGAUGAUCAGAAGAAACGGGCAGUGGGCGCUGAGGGGAUUGGUGUCGCUGUCCUUGGCUUCGGGCGUACCAGUGUUAGGGUGUGAUUUGAGUUUGUACGUUGUUUUUACCGACGUUAGUAAGUACUCGGAUUGGCUGUACUCCGUUAUAAAAUGA
This is a messenger RNA of Phyllotreta striolata, 1080 nucleotides long. Lineage: Eukaryota; Metazoa; Arthropoda; Insecta; Coleoptera; Chrysomelidae. The record is from the annotation of a GenBank genome assembly.